AUGAUCACUCUCGAUAUCAUCAAUACCACGCAAGAGGAAGGAAAUAACUUAACAAUAAUACCGGCCGAGUUUGAUACGUCGGUCAUCGAGCAGCAAGAUGAUGAGUUGUAUUACGAGGAUGGCGAAGAAAUAGAACAACAAUGGCAGAUUGGCUUUGUCGUCUUGGCCUAUGUGAUUGCCUUCCUGGGGUCUUACUCAGCCAUCAGAUUACUGGAGCAUGGCUUGUGGAGAUCGGAACGAGAAAGGGAUAAUGCGACCACCAUCAUAUCCAGAUACCCCAAGUUUGCCACUGCCUUUGUAUUGGGAAUGUGUGCAGUAUGGUCGAUGCAUAUGGUUGGGAUGCAAGCCGUGGUGCUGGAUGGCGUGAACGUGUGCUACAACUGGGCACCAUCACUGGGCUCGAUGCUCUUGAGUGUUACAGGGUUCUGGGCCGGAGUAAGACUGGCGUCCAACGACAUUUUUGCAGGCGAAGACAGGGUGGAAAUACUGAAGCACCUUCUGGCCGGGAACAGGCAUGUAUCAUCGAAGCUGAACCGAGGCAAGGCAAGCCAUCAUAUUCACAUGGUUGCCCUCUUCCACAAGCUCCAUUGGAUUGCAGUCGCAAGUGUGUUUGCUGCAGUGGGGGCACUCUCAAUGCACUAUGUGGGCAUGAUAUCUGUAGAGGGGCCUUUUCGAAGAGAAUGGAACUGGGGCUUUGUGGGCGGAAGUGCCCUCUUGGGAGCCUUCGUUUGUUUUGCGGCAUUUUGGAUCCUCUUUCGUCCACUGCACUGGAAAGUGGAAAAGGGUUGGUAUCGGGUAGCCGCGGCUGGAGUCAUGGCGGCUGCUGUCUGUCUUCUGCACUUCUUGGGGAUGCUAUCCGUAACAUAUGUUGCGGACAGCAAUCAACAGCUGAACAAUCACUGUUCGCAAGACUUUCAGGGAUGGCGACCGAAUCAGCUCCAGGUGCUAUGUGUAGUUUUGCUUGUGCCUUGCAUUGCUUUCUAUGUCGAGCACACAAUCAGCAAUGAACUAAGGGUGACUUAUCGACAGUUGCUGGAUAUUCGCUUGACCGGUUCGCAGUUCAUGGAUCGAAAGUCAAAGAUGUCUCAUUUCUCCACGGCGGGCAGUACAAUGACAAGGAGCUCUCGCCCAUUUAGCUCUCGAAGUAGGAGCAGCGUCAAAAUCUCCGGUUUGAACCUGCCGCCGAGUCGCUACGAUUCGAAUGAAAGUAUAGGUCCUCGAGGCCGACACUCCAUGUUGAGCGACGAAUCAGCAAUGUCGGCAUUAUCAGAACACCAAAAGUUGUGGAACAGAAACUACACCUUCGAAGAGGACAAGAAGUCAGCCGUGCGGGAGGGAAACUCUAGCGAUGAAGAGCAGGACGAUUCGAUUGAACGUGCUCCUGAAAAAAGGGCGGGAGAGCAACAAUCCGCUGUUGAUGACGAGACCGAAUCGGAGGAAGCAGCCAGGAAGGGGCUUGAUGUGGGAGAGCAACAGUGCCCUUUGAAUCGAGAGGCCACAGCGGAGGAAACAACUAGCAAGAUCGAUGAUGCUGAACAGCAACAGCAAUUCUCUUUGGGCCAAGAGGCUGCAGUGGAGGAAGGGACCAGCAAGGAGCUUCGCGAUAGUAGCAAGGAAGAAACAACGGAAGACACAGAUUGCACUCCACAACCUGACGACGCUCACAGCGUCACCAUCAUAUCCACUAAUGCAGAUCUUCCAUUAGAUACUCCUACAAUUCCAGAGGAUGCUGCAAGUGAUUCAUCUUACUUUGAAGACGAAGCUUCCGUGGAUCUGGAGGCAGGGCAUGACAACUUAAAUUCCAGCCACCAAUCCUAUUACUCUGAUUACAGUGAUUCUGACUCUGGCUACAGUGAUUCCGAUGGUGACCAAGUUGGAAGCUUUGACGAUCCAGACUCCCUCGAGCGUUUCAAACGACGAGAGUCAGUAAGUUUGCAAGGUCUGAUUGAAGAUAUUUCCAGGCGCCAUUCUUUGCGGCACUCUCUGCGACAGUCUAUGAGUCCGGGACAAACGCAGAGCCAUCGGAGAGCGAGAAGGCAUCAUAGCGCUAGCCAUGCACUUGGAGCGGACGAUUCAGACUCCUCCCAAUCUACUGAUGGCAUCAAGCCCAUGCCACUAAAAGCAAUUUGGGAUGGAUCCAAAUGGGUGGUGGAUGGCUCUAGAGCUUUUGUGGAUGGGACCACUCAAGUUGUUAUGGGUGGCUCUAAGAAGGUGGGAAAGAUGGUUGUAAAGGGUGGGAAAAUGGCCGGCAAAGGAAUUACCAAGGCAUCCCAUGCAGCUGCAGACACUGCAAUGGCCUUCAAACCUCUCAGAAGGUCCAACCAGACCCCCGAAACACAAUCACUUCGUCGCUCUACUGGUCAUAGGGGAGCACCUGUGCAGGGGGGAGCACCUUUCAGUCGAUCUCAAACUGUGGACUCGGCACGUCACUGUGCAGAUUUGGGGGUAGCCCCCUGUAGAACAAAUGUAGGUGAUUUUAGUGGCAGUGAUUUGCUCGAGGGAGAGUUGCAAGAGGUUGCUCUGGACGAAGAACACCAAAUCUCCAAUGGCCACCCUAGGUGGUCGCAAGAGCCUUUUCAAACAAUUUGGGAAGGACCAAAAUGGGUGGUGGAUGGAUCCAAGGCCAUCGUUGGCGAGACAACUCAAGUUGUCAUGGGUGGCUCCAAGAAAGUGGGAAAGAUGGUUGUAAAGGGUGGAAAAAUGGCUGGCAAAGGAAUUAGCAAGGCAUCCCAUGCUGCUGCAGACACUGCAAUGGCCUUUGCACCACUCAGGAGAACCACCCAUAUUCCAGAAACUCCCUCCCUCCGUCGCUCCACUGGUCAGGAGGGAGCACCUGGGCAAGCGGGGGCACCUUUCGGUCGGUCUCAAACUGUGGCCUCUAUCCGACGCUCUGGAGACGUUGAGGAAUCCCCCUCAGGGCAAUUGGACACAAAUGCCCCAGAUUUGAGCGCCAGUGGUGUGUUGGAGGGAAACUGGCAGGAGGGCGGCCUGGAUGGUUCCCAGCAAGUCUCUAACGGCCGACCUAGACGAUCAAUAGAGCCACUUCAUGCAAUUUGGGAGGCCUCCACUGCUGUUGUGGAUGGAUCCAAGGCCAUUGUUGGCGAGACCACUCAAGUUGUGAUGGGUGGCUCCAAAAAGGUAGGAAAGAUUAUGGUGAUGGGUGGAGCCAUGGCAAGCAAAAGUGUCGUGAAGGGUGGGGCCAUUGCAACCAAAGGUGUUGUGAUGGGCGGAGCCAUGGCAACCAAAGGUGUCGUGAAGGGUGGGGCCAUUGCAACCAAAGGGAUCUCCAAGGCAUCGCAUGCUGCAGUAGACACAGCUGGAAACGCCGCAACCUUUGCAACUCCAUUUCUCAACUUCAUCCUGAUGGAUGAAAACCAGGGCCGUCGUCGUCGGUCGGGUCAUUGUGAUCCGGACGCAAGCGGAAGAUCCAGUACAACCAGUAGAGGACCAUACAUGGACUACAGCAAACGAUCCAACACAAGUCGGCGCAUCCUGGGCUACGGCAAGCCAUCCCAUCUUCACCAAGUCCCUGAGCGCCACCGAGGACCCCGGCGCGAGCGAGUAUCCCGGCGUGACCGAAUCCAAAUUCAAAAGGGCAAAAUGGACGGAAGCAAAAGAUCAAUGCGGGGCGCGCCUCCACGCGACCGCAGCAAUCAAUGCCAUUUGGACGAAAGCAAAAGGUCAAUGCGGGGUCAAGAACGCCGUCGCCCCCCGACCACCCAAGACCAAGUGAUCGCCACUACCGGCCGAAGAGAGCCCUCAAGGCACCGUGCUCGUGACCAUGUCACUUUCAAUGUUGGAUCAACACGACAACUUGAGGUUCGUCACCAUCAUCAACAUGGCAUUCGAGUUGACCGGGGCCAUUUGGGCGUGAUCAAAGGAACUCCUCCGGCAUAUUUAGAUCUGGCGGAAGAGAGAACCCGUCGCUUUUCUUUUUGA
This is a messenger RNA of Seminavis robusta, 3939 nucleotides long. The record is from the annotation of a GenBank genome assembly. Lineage: Eukaryota; Bacillariophyta; Bacillariophyceae; Naviculales; Naviculaceae.